Messenger RNA from Cladocopium goreaui, 822 nucleotides. Lineage: Eukaryota; Dinophyceae; Suessiales; Symbiodiniaceae. The record is from the annotation of a GenBank genome assembly.
AUGUCCAAGACAUCCAAAGGGGAUGCAAACGCUUCGAAGGAAUGGGGCUACGACUAUGAAAAGGGUGAAUUCAACACGGCCAAGGAAGCCGAAUAUCCACGAGCGUUGUGCGAGCAGUACGCCAACAUCCUGGAGCAUAUGGUUUUUGGGUCACUGGAUGGAAGGCAUGCAAAUGUGGUUGUGGACAAGAUGCUUGGCGUGGUGGUUGAUACUUCAGACAAUACUGCUAUCAAGGUUGACAACAAGGAAUCUCGCAAGAGAGAGCUUGUAGGUGAACUCCAAAACAUCUUGCGAGCUGGAUCGCUGGAUGCCUCCAACCUAGCGCCUGUUUUGGGCCGGAUCCAAUAUGCGGAGAUGCGUAUUUCAGGCCGCCGUGCGAUGGCCGACAUCAGAGAGUGGGAGAAGCACGAAGGUUCAAAGAAAAACCUUCCACUGGAUGACAUUUCUCGUGCAGCUUUUGAGCUCCUGCUGGCACGCGUCAAUUCAGGAAAACCUCAACAUAUCACAGUGGACGAACCUCAAAGACCUAUUCUUAUUUUCACUGACGGGGCGGUAGAGACGGGAGCGGGUGGCGAAGUUGAAGCCACCAUUGGUGGAGUGAUUUUUGCUGACACAGGUACACACGUUUUUGGAGCGCACGUGGAUGCACAAGUGUUACAGAGUUGGAUGGAAGAGCUGGUCCAUCCUGUUGGACUCACUGAACUUUAUGGGAUCGUUGUCGCAUUAGAACGCUUGGAUGAGAAUGCCGAGAGCCAUUUGGAUGGCACGAGUGCCUUCUGCAAGCAAUGUGGCGGAUUCGCCAAGUCGUGGCAAUUGGGAUGA